UUGCGUGGCUGCGUCAUGACGUCACCUUUGUAUGCGGAAGUAUGUGACAUCGAGUAGCAGUAGUGUACAAUAAUACGUCAGAACCUUCGUUUUGAGCAGACAAAACACGCAGCUUAUUUUUUUUCAAAAUGUUGAAGGCGGUUAUUUUAAUAGGCGGCCCUCAGAAAGGCACAAGGUUUCGGCCGCUGUCAUUUGAAGUUCCCAAACCCUUGUUUCCAGUCGCCGGUGUUCCUAUGCUGCAGCAUCACAUAGAAUCAUGUGCCAAGGUGCCAAAUAUGAAGGAGAUCUUGCUCAUCGGGUUUUACCAGCCAAAUGAAGAACUCACCAGAUUCCUUUUUAAUGCCCAACAAGAAUUCAAAAUUUCCAUCAGGUACUUGCAAGAGUACGCAGCCCUGGGCACCGGAGGGGGCAUCUAUCACUUCAGAGAUCAGAUCAUCUCUGGUGGUCCCGAGGCUUUCUUUGUUCUUAAUGCUGAUGUGUGCUCAGCAUUUCCUCUCGCAGAGAUGCUCAGCUUCCAGAAAGAACACGGAGAACCAAACAGCUUUGUUAUCCUUGGAACAACAGCAAACAGAACACAAUCUUUGAACUAUGGCUGUAUUGUUGAAAAUGAGAAAACAAACGAGGUGUUGCAUUACGUGGAAAAGCCGAGCACAUUUGUGAGCGACAUCAUCAACUGCGGCAUCUACCUCUUCAGCCCGGACAUCUUCCAGCACAUCGGCGCCGUUUUCCAGAAGAAUCAGCAGGAAAUGCUGCUUUAUCCAUACGACGGAGAGGAGACGACCAACGGUUGGCACAGAGCCGAGGCUAUCAGGCUGGAGCAAGACAUUUUCACUGCCCUGGCUGGACAGGGCAAACUCUACGUUUUUAAAACCCUACGUUUCUGGAGCCAGAUCAAAUCUGCUGGGUCUGCAAUUUAUGCGAGUCGAUUGUACCUGAACCAGUAUCACAAAACUCACCCUGAAAGGCUCGCCACGAAUAAAGAGGGAGGCCCUAAAAUAAGCGGUAAUGUCUAUAUGCAUCCCACUGCCAACAUUGACCCCACAGCUGUGUUGGGUCCUAACGUCUCCAUUGGCACUGGGGUUACUAUUGGUGCUGGGGUAAGGGUGCGUGAAUCCAUCAUCCUCCAUGGUGCAACCCUGCAAGACCAUUGCUGUGUUCUGAACAGCAUCGUCGGCUGGGACAGCACGAUCGGCAAGUGGGCGCGAGUGGAAGGAACCCCCAGCGACCCCAAUCCCAAUGAUCCGUACGCAAAGAUUGACAGCGAAACCCUCUUCCGGGAAGGAAAACUCACCCCGUCAAUUACUAUUCUUGGUUGUAACGUGACCAUUCCCAGGGAGGUAAUAAUACUCAACUCUAUUGUCCUUCCGCACAAAGACCUCAACCGCAGCUUCAAAAACCAAAUUAUUCUCUAGUUAAUCUUCCCCACGCUGUAUUUUUCUUCGCUGUCAGCAGUGGGAGAUACGGCUGGCCUCACGCCCCUUGAGUUACUGUAUAUAUACCAUGUCAGUUGUGAAGAUACGGGACUUUCAUUAAACCCUUUUGAAAGAUAGAUUUUUUAUGUGCUUGUCCUCGAGGCUUUAUGCAUCAUCGGGUGUCAGCAGUAUUCAAGAAAGACCAAUCAUACAUGUUGAUUCACCUUGAAAAGUGUUGACAGGCAACAGAGUUAUUGACUUUACCAAACUGUUAAAUUACAGCCAGUACAUGAGUAAUAUAUUUGAUGGAUGUUAAUGAGAGGUAAAAAAAAACUUUUUAUAGAUAACCACUUUAUAUUUCCCAAGGUUACAAAAGUGAAAUGCAAGUACGGUAAUUAUACGUGGCUAACAUGAUUUGUGUUGACUUUUUUUUUAGCAUCGUCACUAAAAACUGACUCGCGUCGAAAUAAGUCAGUGACUCGAUAUUGACGUAGCAAUCAAGUAGCAUUGUGUUUUCUUUUUACGUGCGCCGAGCAGGGGGCCUUUGUGGGACUGCUGAUAGAAUCAACAGCGCAGGUUAAAUUGAGCUUUUGCAAUCACUGGAGAAAGUCUACCCAUUGAUGGAUACGCCACAUUAGCAUUUACUUAACAAGCCCCCCCCCCUCCCCCGCUCUAAUGAUCACUUCUGCACUUUACUUUCAAUUAUUGCUACAUUAGGGAGAAAUGUAAAGUGGGUUUCGGGAGUUGUUGUCGUUUCUACGAGCAAUUUCACUUGCCUUUUUUGCAUCAGAAGGGAUUCAUUUAGGGGGAAAAAGGACCAAAUUAGAACAGAAUAUCCAACUCGGGUUCAUUUUAGUUGUUUUGUUCAAUUCCCGCUUAUACUGUUGUUUUUUCACUUUGUGUUAAUUAUGUUUUGCUGUGACUUUUGUAAGACUCGACCCGCGUUCUUUGAUUGAACAGUCACAGGCUCGCUCUUUCUGAACGAUUUAACAUUUAUUCAAUAAAAUUCACAGGUGAAAAUGA
Messenger RNA from Entelurus aequoreus (snake pipefish), 2435 nucleotides. RefSeq names its product GDP-mannose pyrophosphorylase Aa (gene gmppaa). The transcript has 13 exons. Gene Ontology annotation, cellular component: cytoplasm. The record is from RefSeq and is a predicted model, not a curated record. Lineage: Eukaryota; Metazoa; Chordata; Actinopteri; Syngnathiformes; Syngnathidae. Bases 129 to 1412 code for a protein of 427 amino acids. Gene Ontology annotation, molecular function: transferase activity. Gene Ontology annotation, biological process: biosynthetic process.